Messenger RNA from Erigeron canadensis, 1803 nucleotides. RefSeq lists its product as uncharacterized. The coding region runs from base 302 to 1588 and encodes 428 amino acids. The transcript has 9 exons. The record is from RefSeq and is a predicted model, not a curated record. NCBI's taxonomy places the organism in Eukaryota, Viridiplantae, Streptophyta, Magnoliopsida, Asterales, Asteraceae.
AAAGUAAUUCAUCAAUGGAUCUUUGUAAUACUUAUAAAUUUUCAAGAAACAGUCACAAAUUUUACUACCACACUUCUUGUUAUACAUCUUUCAUGUCUUUUGGAAUUUUUACUAAUUUGAUGACUGCUUCAUCAUCUUCUUCCUCUAACCCUUCUUGUAACUCCAUUGUUACUCAUUUUUCCACUGAAAACUACAAUUAAAUUGAUAAAAACUAAAAUUUAAUUUUUAUCAUCUUUUCUUGUGUAACCAUCACUUGUUUUUUUAUAAAGUUUGAAUCUUUCUCGACUUUCUUGAAACAAGUAUGUUGCUUGCUUCAUUAUCUGGGGCUAAUCAGCCUAUUUUCAGGUCUGGAAUGGAUUGGAAACUUGAUAAGAAAUUUAAGAAAUCGACCACCAUGAUCAAGCUAAAAAAGAAGACUGUAAGCUUAUCACCAAUGGCAACAGCUGCUCCUCUGAAAGCUAGUGCCUUUUCUGCUCCGAAAUUCUACACAGAAGCACUGACUGCUGCAAGAGCAAAUUUUACCCAAGAGAUAUCUUUCCAGGCUAAAGACAAAGAUAUAUCCCUUGCUAAGACUUUGCUGCAUAUUUCUGCUGAAGAUGAGGCUUUUAUUGCUUUCAACCGCGAGAUGGAUGCUCAUUCAUUCCAAAAUGAACGGAAAGGUAACAAGGUGUCAUUUAAUGAUGAAGAUUUGAAUCACACAGAGUCUAUGCUAAUAGCGGGAAAGAGAAUUGAAGAAUGGCUGUUAGAAUUGGAUGCCAUUGCAAAAGAAGUAGAAGUUGAACUAGCUUCAAGAGACAUAGGUUGCCACUUGAUUGAAGUUUUGGAGGCAGUCAACAAAGUCCUUUUUGAGUCAAGAGGCUUCAAAAGAUCAACCAUUGUGGAUUCUAAAUGUUCCUAUUUGCAUUCUGUUUUAAGCUCCAAAUGUGGCAGCGCAAUUUUGCUUAGCAUAAUAUACAUUGAGGUUUGUCGAAGACUUAAUUUGACUGUUGUUGGAUCCUGCGUGGGAGAAGACUUUUUGAUUUGGCCCCAAACAGGAAAUCCGGAGGAGCUAUUUAAGGAUAAUUCAGGUCACAGUUUAUUUGGGAUUGUUAAUGGACGCUGUGUCAAGGACCCGAAGUCAAAGGCAUCAGACUUGAAUAGCAAUUCUCUUAUGGGCCUUGACAUUGCUACUAACCGGGAUAUUGUUGGGAUUUAUCUUGCUAAUUUGAUUAGGCUUCAUUGGAAACGUGCUUCGAGAAUGAAUCAUGGGUUAAUGUUGACCUCUCCACUUAGACCUGUUCAUGAUGAUAAUGCAGAUAGUUCAACCAUACCUUUGUUACGUCCUCAAGAUCUUAGGCUGGCUAUCAUGGCGUCCGAGAAACUACUGAUUUUGCAGCCACAUAAUUGGGCUUUGAGGAGAGAUCAUGGCAUGAUGUUGUAUUUCAGUAGGGAAUAUGGAGAGGCAGUUCAAGAACUAAGCAUUUGCAUGGCUUUUGCACCUGAAGAAGAGGCGGAAAUCCUGGAACCUUUCGUAGAGAAGUUGCAUUUGUUGAGAAUUGAAUCGUCUUGGAAAUCAUUGGGUCAUAAAGGUCGUUUGGCGGUUCCAUGAAAACAGCUUGUAUGAUUGUAUAAUUGUGUUUCUUUUUCUUCAUUCCAACUUGUUAGUAUUUAACAUAAGUUUAUCUUGUAGCUCUAGGCAUGUUCAAUCUUUAAUCUUGUAAUCUGUAGGCUGGCUUGAUCCAUGGUAAUUGGACCAACUUACACUUUUUAAUAUCAAUCAUCAAAAGUAGCAACUGCAUACAGAACUACUUUUAUUUUCUGUAA